This is a messenger RNA of Triplophysa dalaica, 1124 nucleotides long. RefSeq names its product transmembrane protein 160 (gene tmem160). The coding region runs from base 100 to 720 and encodes 206 amino acids. Lineage: Eukaryota; Metazoa; Chordata; Actinopteri; Cypriniformes; Nemacheilidae. The transcript has 4 exons. The record is from RefSeq and is a predicted model, not a curated record.
CCACUCAGUUUCACGAGUCUUUAAACACACUCGUCUGCAGUGUGAAAGGUCAUAGGUCGAAGAGAGGUCGUGUUUGGCUUUAUUUUCAUUUCGUAAACAAUGGCCUCCAUGCGUUGGUUAACGUGUAGGCGGCUUGUUUCUCCGUUGUCUCAGAUUUUGCGGCGGUCGGUACCGGCUCCAGCACGCUCCGUUCACCGGGCGCCAGUGCGCCGCUCGGCCGAGAAAAACCCGCUGAGCCGAGCACGAGUACCGGAGCAACACUACAUCACUGAGCUGGAUAAAGCAGAUGCGCUGAUGCUGCGGAAGUCUCAUGAAACAGGAUUUUUAUCAUGGUUUCGAAACGGUUUGUUGUCGACAGGGAUUGGAGUUAUAGCUUUUGUACAGAGUGAUGUGGGCAGAGAGGCUGGAUAUGCGUUCUUCAUCCUGGGCGGAGUGUGCGUGUCAUUCGGUGGUGCGUCAUACGUGGGCAGUCUUCUGUCUUUACGGAGGAUAAUGCUUCUUUCUUUACCUGCCGUGCUGGUCCACACAGGUGUGGUGUCCAGCGUGGCCCUUCUCUGGCUGUGUGCGGUAUCGCUCUAUAUUGGCCGACUGGAGGUGGAGAUUAUCCACGAUGAGGAUGAGGACGAGCACGAGCAUGGGAGAAAUGAAGGGGGAGAGUGUGACAACUGCAGGGCCAGACGUGAAAGACGCGGUCCUGAAGAAAAAGGCCAAGAGAAGUGAAAAAGAGGAGAACAUUUUACACUGACCUACGACCAGAACUUUAUUUUCACAGUCUGUUAAAACUGCUUUAUUCGGGCCUCAGGUCAGCGUAGAGCAGCGGCUUCUACCAACAAUACUGUAUUUACUUGCAGUACUGUUAAUACUUGAUUUGAGGAACUUGUGGUGUCUGUUAUUCAACAUGAGCUCUUAAACACGGGCUGUCCCAUUGGUUUUUUUUACGGGUCAGUGCCAUACAUGUAUAUUUUUGUUGUUAUAUUCUCUGGUUGUGGGAUAUGAGUGCUGAAAUAUGAAAGUGAGAGUUAAUUUGUAAGCUAUAGCUGAGUGCUUGUUUCGACAAUCAGGUGUUUAUUUGUCAGACUGUUUUAAAGUGACAUGUUUCACAAAUAAACAGUUUCUUAAAGUUC